CCAUACCUGACCAAACAAACAAUCCCUCUCUCUUCUUCUUCUUCUUCUUCUUCUUCUUCUUCACUUGUUGUAAUAAAGUUUGCAAAGUUGCGUGAUGGAAGUUAAUAAUAUGGGUUUAUUGGGUACUGCUGGUGGGGGUGGAGGAGGAGGGUCAUCUGGGGGUUCGACAAAUGGUGGGUCUAUGUCGACGGUGUCCAUGGAUGACAACCUCGUCUUGACUUCUGAAGAAUCUUCUUCCUACCCACACCCAGAUGAGUCUGAGCUCCAGUUGGGUCUUGGCUUGAGCCUUGGUGGUGGUGGUGGUGCUUUGAAGUCUAAAUCAUCAUCCCUGACCCCAAACCCAACACCCCGAUGGGGUCAAUAUGCCAGGAUCUUGACUGCUCAAGACUUCCCUUCUAUGAUGCCUUCAAACCCUUCUUCUUCUUCUUCUAAUUCCCCUUCCCCUUCCCCUUCUUUGUCAUCAUCAUCAUCUUCUUCUUCUUCCAUGACUAAAGCUAAUUUCUCCGCCGGCACCAAGAGAAGUGCUGAUUCUGUUGCACCAUCACCUCCUAAUGGUGGUGUCAGCCGUCAAGUUGUGGGAUGGCCUCCUUUAAGAGCUCAUAGGAUAAACAGCAUGGUGAACCAAACAAAAUUACCCGCCAACGAAGAAUUUCAGUCCACAGUAGAGAAAACUAAAAGCAAGAAUGGUGUGGUAGAUAUGACUAACAGCGGCAUCCAUGAGAACAAGAACAAUGUUAAGGAGAAAAGGCAGCUGAAGACUUCACUGUUUGUGAAGGUGAAUAUGGAUGGAAUUCCAAUUGGAAGGAAGGUGGAUUUGAGUGCUCAUAACUGCUAUGAAACCUUAGCACAAACAUUGGAGGAUAUGUUCUGUAGACCCACCAGUGUGAGACGACCAAGCAUGGAGGCGCAUAAUAUAAGGACAGAAGCAACUGGACCUCCCUCAAAGUUAUUGGACGGAUCAUCUGAGUUUGUGCUCACCUAUGAAGACAGAGAAGGAGAUUGGAUGCUCGCUGGCGAUGUUCCUUGGGGGAUGUUUCUUAGCUCCGUGAAGAGACUUAGAAUCAUGAGGACAUCUGAGGCUAAUGGACUCGGGACAAGAUUGCAAGAAAGGAAUGGGAGACUUAAGUAAACCCAUCUAGAUUAUAUUUCCAUCCAUAGUUUCAGUAAGAAGAACAUAAGCCGGCACUUGACGAGUGAAAACACAGGAGAAAUAGAGAAUACUGCGUGAUCUAAGCAUUUUGUUUAAGUAAUGACUGAUCGGAUCCUCUAUGGUUGAUAUGUUUCUUUUUUGCUAAUUUCAAUAUUUGUUUGCAUAUAUUCUUCACAUAUUAUUCAUCCAUCCUCUGGGAUCGCCUUUUGUCCAGAUGCGGCAAGCAUCUUAGUUAUCUGUGUUACAUACACAUGCAUACUACACCAAAAGUUGCUUUCUGAUGUUGUAAUUACCUGAUGCUUUAUUGAUAUGGUUUUUGAGUUUGCUGCACUCUGAAAUGCAUUCUUUAA
This is a messenger RNA of Camellia sinensis, 1500 nucleotides long. Its product is annotated as auxin-responsive protein IAA13. Gene Ontology annotation, biological process: regulation of DNA-templated transcription. Gene Ontology annotation, cellular component: nucleus. The record is from RefSeq and is a predicted model, not a curated record. NCBI's taxonomy places the organism in Eukaryota, Viridiplantae, Streptophyta, Magnoliopsida, Ericales, Theaceae.